This is a messenger RNA of Nicotiana attenuata, 978 nucleotides long. RefSeq lists its product as uncharacterized. The transcript has a single exon. The record is from RefSeq and is a predicted model, not a curated record. The coding region runs from base 1 to 978 and encodes 325 amino acids. Lineage: Eukaryota; Viridiplantae; Streptophyta; Magnoliopsida; Solanales; Solanaceae.
AUGGCUCGCCGGAAUACGAAUCGGAAACCUAAUUCACAGACAACACUGACGAAGGAAAGUACUGAGGAUAAUUCGAAUCGCAUGGUUACGCCUGAAUCUGGAGUGAUACAACAUUUAGCUCCGGUUCAAUUGGUACAAUGGAUGCCAGGUAUGGGUAGUGCGCCGACAAUCAUGCAAGCACCACCACCGAAGGAAAUUGAAACUAUAAAAGUGACGGAGAACAAUUUGAACACAGCAGCAAGGAAAUUGACCUAUUCUACUAGAUCUGGAGAAGAGAAGAGAACUAUGGCAGAUGUGGUCAAAGGCAAUAGAACAGUACAACAAGGGAUGCAGCUCAAAUUCUAUCCACCUGAGGUAAGAGAUGGAAUUAAAAUCGUGAAGCUGAAUCAACAAGAAAUGGAGCAGCAAUGUAAAAAAUGGGAGACAACACUCAUAGGGUAUGUUAUGGGAGGAAACCCUACCUUCAAAGAGAUGCUGAAAUUUGCUUAUGGGGUGUGGAAUUCAGUUACUACUCCUACGGUACUACUGCAUGAUGAUGGCUACUUCAUCUUUAGAUUUGAAUCGAUUGAGGAUAAGCUGCAGAUUAUGGAAAAGGGACCAUAUACCUUCAACAAUACACCAAUGAUUCUAAAGAAUUGGGAACCUGAAUUUGAUAUGGACAAGGAGCCUAUGCGAGCGAUGCCAAUGUGGGUCACACUACCAGGACUACCUAUCCAAUGCUGGGCAGAGGAAAAUUUGGGGAGAAUUGCAAGUUGUUUAGGUAAACCAAUAUGCACUGACAAACUCACAGCAAAUUGUGAGAGAGUAUCAUAUGCUCGUGUGCUGAUAGAAAUGGAUAUAACACAGCCAUUUCCUGAUGAUCUGCACUUAGAGCUGUCUGAUGGGAAAGUGAGGGUGCAAACAACGGAGUAUGAAUGGAUACCAAAAUUUUGCCAGGAGUGCAACCAAUUUGGUCAUCUAAUGGGGAAUGUAAACUAG